UGCUUACUGAUGUGCCCACACACAUACAACCAGAAAUAUUGAAGGGAUAGACACCUCAGUAUAUACCAAAAUGUCUGACGGUUGAAUAAUUCUUAUUGUCUCAAGGUAUAAAUCAUCCUAUCUCCCACCCCUAAUUAUAAUACUGUAAUAUAACACUGGCAGGGGGUAUUCUACAAAAUGAGUACUUUUACUUUUGAUACUUCUGUCCAUUUACUUGAGCAGGAUUUUGAACGAAGUAAUUUUACUGGUAAUGGAGUAUUUUUACAUUGUACUAUUGCUAUUUUUUACCUUUUAAGUAAAAUGUCUGAAUACUUCUUCCACCACUAGAUAUAACUGCCAUAUUCCAGAUAGCCAUAGUUAUUUGCUGCACUCACACUUUAGUUUACUUUCCGUUUUCAUUUCGCUGGUGCAGAGACCCAUUUUGCCCACAUGGAUGAAUAAAGUUGCAUCUGAUCUGCACUUCUCCACGUGGAAUUACCGCAGCAAAUGUACUGUGAACUGUAGGCUGCUGUGUGGCAGGUCCGCUCCUGAACACAGGGGGCGCUAUUGUAAUGUAUUCAUCGUUCCUACUGGAAAAAUACUGUCAAAAAUUAGAGCUUCCGUGCAGCCAUCAUAUCAACAAAGACUCCACAGUCCGGGGGUCCACUUUUUCUGCGUUAUACUAUAGUAGUAGUACCGCCCAGUCAUGCAUUUCAUUUAGCCCUGCAGCGUUUCCAACUGUCGGUGUUGUUUUUAGGACAAACAUCAAAAAGGCCGAGUGUUUAAAGCUCGCUAUGACAAUGUCGACUGCCAUGGACUUCCACUCUCAGAUUGCCUCCAUCAUGGAGGUGCUGGCUAACGCGGCCGUCGCAGAGAUUUGUAAAGUUGUGGACGACGGAUACGCGGUGGUUCAUCUGGAAAUGUCCCGGAGCCAGAAGGAGAACGAGUUCCUGCGGAGGAAAAUCAAACUGCUGGAGCUGCAGAUCGCCAGGUACCGAGCGGAGAGAGCGAAGGGAGCGGAGGGCUCCUCCAGCAGCCGCUUCCCCGGGGUCCGCCUCCUCACCCGGCAGAACAGGGACUCGCUGGCGGCAGGCCCCUCUCUGCAGGGCAGGACCAGGUUUCUGAACCGAGGUCCAGGGGCUCAGCAGUCUGUGCAGAAGACCCAGCCUAUCAACCUGGACCAGGAUCCUGAUCAGGAGGUCGUCACCACCACCAAAACUGAGUCAGCAGAGCCUGAGGAGGACGGGGAGCUGCUGAUAGUUAAGGUGGAGGGAGCGAUGGAGACCAGAACCACCAACCACGCGAUGCCAGUAGACGCCUGCAUGAGCAGCAGAGGAGACGCAGACACUGCCGCCUCGAAGGACGCCAGCGACGGCCAGCCAGCCGGACGCCACAGCGAAACGGAGGGCCACGGAUGUCUGAAAAACAUGAGCAGCCCUCAGAGCAAGGAGGAAAAGAUGGAUGAAGUGCAAGGUGGCACCCCCGAGAAACACACUCCCUCCCAAACGCUGCUGGAAUGGCAGGAGAGCAGCGAGACUGAAGAUCUGAAGCGGCCAUCUUGUUCCACAUACACACCAGAAACCGUAGCAGGAAACUCAUCAUUUAGCCAAAUAAGGACAAAUGCUGCCUCUAGCUUCCCCGCUGUUUCUAAAAGGCCUCAGUGCGACAUGGACCAGGUAAGCCCUGCGUCGAAGCUCGACAUCGUCGUGAUCAACUCACUUCCCAGUGCAGCGGAGGACACCAGCGGCGGGGCGUUGUUGUCUGGACGACGCGGAGAUGACGGAGCUGAGGACGUGACAUCUCUCAUGGGUCAGGGCAACACCACUGUGAGGUCACAGUAUCAGCCGCUGCUGUGUAUUCAGAUCAAUGAGCCACCCAGUGAUGUGAUGUUUGAAGGUAAUGCAGCCUACAGUAAUCACAUUUCUACCUUUAACAACCCCCCUGUUGCCAUGGGGACAGUGGACUCCCAGCAACAACAAACCAAGCAUUCUUGGUCUGGGGUCCGGCAGAUGGACAACGCCCACUUCUCCAGUCAAAACCACCUUUAUCAAGCAUCCAGCAGUCACAACCAGGAGUCUGGGUCAGCCCAGUCCCAGCAGCAGCCGCCCUGCCUCCCCUAUGCCUGCACCUUCUGUUCACGCCGCUACGCCCACCAGUGCCAGCUGCGCAUCCACGAGCGUGUCCACACGGGGGAGAAGCCAUACCAGUGCGUCCAGUGCGGGAAGAGCUUUGGCCAGGUCUGCAGCCUCAAGCGCCACCAGAUGGUCCACACGGGGGAGAGGCCGUUCCCCUGCCCCCACUGCGGGAAGCAGUUCUCCACCUCCACCAACCUGAAGGUCCACCAGAGCGUCCACACCGGGGAGAAGAGGUUCCACUGCUCCAAGUGUGGCAAGAACUUCUCCUUCCUCAGCAACCUCAUCAGGCACCAGGCUCUGCACACCGCCAAGGGCAGGAUGGCGAGCUCUGUGGAUUUCCACGCUCAGCUCGCGUCCAUCAUGGAGGUGUUAGCUAACGCGGCGGUGGCUGAGAUCUGUCAGCUCGUGGACGACGGGUUUGCCUCCCUGAGGCUGGAAAUAUCCCGCAGCCAGAGGGAGAACCUGGCCCUGAAGAGCAGACUGCGGCUGAUGGAGGUCCGUUCCGGAGAGCACUCCCACAGAGAGCUGGUGGUCUCCUGUACCGGGAAAGGUCAUAAAAAUGUAAGGCCUCAAAAGGGAAAAGGACAUCAAUGUCCACAUACAGUAGAGCCGGUGGAGCCAGAGGUGGUCGUGAUAAAGAAGGAAAGGCUGGAGGAGGAGCUGACAGGCUGCAGCGUGCUGGAAGACCAUCAGACAGAUCCCAACAGCAGCAUUGGACCUCCGUCUCCCCGUCUUGCUGCUGGGAGCGACCGCCCUCUGAGUGUUGAAGCAGAAAUCCCCAGAGUCAGUGUGUCAGGUCGCUAUGAAAAACAGGACUUUGGCAGACCUGAAGCUCCGCAGCAGGAAGAGAAAGAGGGUGUGGCGGAGGCCGGUACACUGGGUCCGUAUUCUCAUCCAGCAGACCAGAGCCACAGGGCCGCACCAAGAGGUUCUGGUCCAAACGGAGCCGGCGAAAUGACCAAAGGAGAAGACAAACAUAUUGUGGAUCCCAGUGACUCUCUGUCUGCUGAGUCCAGUAGUAGUACAGGUCCUGAUGUAGAGACCGCACUGAUAAAGACACUGGAUUCGGAGCUGUCACUGACAAACACUGGAGUGAAUGGUUUGUGUGGUGCUGCAGCAGACUGGAGGGGAGAGGCAUCAACAGCAGUCCAACUGGAGGCUGAACCUUCCUGGACACAGAAUCCUUUCGUUUCUGUCAUUAGAAAUGAGUGUCUGAGUAACAGCAGAUUAACCAACAGUCAGCACACAGAGAGUGAACCAGCAGAGCUGGACACCCGCAGCUUAGACUCGUCCUCCUUCGACGACUUGUUCUGCUCUCCAGAGGUGGCCCGGUCUCUGACGGCUCCUCACAAACACUCCACAGAUGGAGUCACAGGCAUGGAGGAGCCAUUGUCAUCCUCAUCUUUUCCUUUCCUGAGCAGCUUCGGGAACUCUUCCGUGUCAGACUCUCUUACCGUCUCCUCCUUCAGUAACGCCUCCUCUGACUCCAGGAGCAGGAGCUUUCCCAGCAGCACAGAGCGAGCGUUCAGCUGCCAGCAGUGCGGCCGCCUCUUCUCCACCUCCAGAGACCUGGUGGUGCACCAGCGCUCCCACGCCGGAGAGAGGAUCUACCACUGCCACCUCUGUAAGAAGCCCUUCGUCCACCCGCACCAGCUGAAAACCCACCAGCGGGUGCACACCGGGGAGAAACCGUUCAGCUGCGCUCAGUGCGGCAAACGGUUCUCCCAGUCCAGCCACAUCAAGAGACACAUGAGCGUCCACACGGGGGAAAAGCGCUACAGCUGCAGCCUGUGUGGGAAGCGCUUCUCGCAGGCCUGCAGCCUCAAGGUGCACCAGGCCGUCCACACUGGAGAGAGACCCUACAGCUGCACCAAGUGUGGCAAGAGCUUCUCUGUGCUGGGAAACCUGGUCCGCCACCAGAGCGUCCACAUCGGCAAGUGAACACACACCAAACCAGAAUGGUCUGAAGAGGGCAUACGAGGUCCACGGGGCUCGUUAUCAUGUCUGUCAGAAUGUAUGUAGCUGUCAUUUCUACAAUAAAACAAACAGAACUGCCUCCA
Siniperca chuatsi (mandarin fish) is the source of this 4174-nucleotide messenger RNA. RefSeq lists its product as uncharacterized. Lineage: Eukaryota; Metazoa; Chordata; Actinopteri; Centrarchiformes; Sinipercidae. The coding region runs from base 552 to 4055 and encodes 1167 amino acids. The transcript has 9 exons. Gene Ontology annotation, molecular function: RNA polymerase II cis-regulatory region sequence-specific DNA binding; DNA-binding transcription factor activity. Gene Ontology annotation, biological process: regulation of transcription by RNA polymerase II. The record is from RefSeq and is a predicted model, not a curated record.